Thyridium curvatum is the source of this 1533-nucleotide messenger RNA. RefSeq lists its product as uncharacterized. The transcript is spliced from 2 exons. NCBI's taxonomy places the organism in Eukaryota, Fungi, Ascomycota, Sordariomycetes, Thyridiales, Thyridiaceae. The record is from RefSeq and is a predicted model, not a curated record. The coding region runs from base 1 to 1533 and encodes 510 amino acids.
AUGGAGCCCGUAUCGCCAGUCAGUCCUCCGGGAGCAGAGUACUCGAGCCUGCCAGAGGUCGUGCCGGGAGAGAGGCAGGCGGCGCAAGAUGGGGGCCAUGCGCCGGAGCGCGUGCCUUUGGAGCGGGAGAACGAGUCGCAGAUCAUGGCUAGGAACAAGGGCUGGGACACGACGGACUGGGAAACGCAAAAGCAGAAGGAGCCAAAGCGGCCGUGGUGGAAGCGGCGGCUUGUCUGGAUCAUCGCCGCCGUCGCGAUCGUAGUGAUUGCGCUCGUCGUCGGCCUCACGGUCGGGCUUCUGACGAGGAAAAAGGGUGCAUCAACUCCUACGUACGUAGCCGUUCCAAAGCGCGUUGUGCGACGCCCAACGCAACUAACAGCCGCAUCAAACAAUAGCACGACACCAUCCCCAACUCCCUCCUCGACAACCCCAGCCACCGCCUUCGGCACACCUACGACCUUCCCCGCCGACAACCGCGCAUCGGUCUGCCAGGGCACCGUCUGCCCCUCCACCCUGGCGACAGCGCAGCUCGUCAACCCCGACCCGUCCGCGCCGGCCUUCUUCGUCUUCGGCCUCGGCGGCGACCGCGCCAUCUGCUUCGGCAGCCAGCCCGCCGCCGUCGUCGUCAACGGCACAGAGGUGCACGUCUUUGCCGUCUUCCAGGACGGCGCCGUCGGGCAAAAGGCGUACGUUAGGGGCAGCUGGCAGGCCGACUGGACGAACCUGCAGGGCAACUCGAUCAACGCGCCCGCCGCGUGCUCCUGGGGCGCCGGCAACAUCGAGCUGUUCGCGACCGCCGCGGACGGCGACAUGACGCACCGCCGCUUCGACGGCACCAGCUGGAGCUCCAAGUCGGCCAGCGACCCCUGGGACAAGUUCGGCGGGUUCCUGGCCGCCGGCGUCGCGGCGCUGUGCCCCGCGGACGAGCGCGUCGACGUCGUCAGCUACGGCAGCCACGCCGACAGCCUGCACGACCUGGGCUGGAUGCACUACCGCGACGGCGCCUGGGCGGGCUGGGAGGGCAACAGCCGGCCGCCGGGGGGCUCCGUCGGGUACCGCGGGGACCCGGCCAUCGUGCGGGUCGACGACAAGACCUCGGGCGCCGUGGGGAUCGGGUCCGACGGGCAGAUGUACUACAGCGAGUGGUCCUUUGCCAAGAACAAGUCGGGCGCGUACAGCAAGACCCAGAGCCUCGGGUCCGGGGCGUUCGAGUCGACGCCCUUCGUCAUCCAGUCGGCGAACCGCAUCGACGUGCUGGCGGUGGGGAAAGGCGACCGGCUGAUGCACAAGGCGCAGCGGGACGGCGUGUGGGCCAACGACUGGGAGGACCUCGGGGGUUACUUCAACAGCGCGCCGGCGGGGGUGCAGUGGCUGCCCGGCGGGUGGAUAGCCGUGUUUGGCAUCGGGCCCGAGGGCCGGUUGAUCCAUGGCAACUUCAGCCUCGUGGACCGGUACUUUUGGGGCAACGGGACAUGGUACGACGAUGGCGGGGAUUUGAGCACCAAGUGGCUCAGGGCUGGGCCGGCGAGGUGA